AUGACUAAUUCAUCUAGAAAAUCUGACGUGAAGAGUUUAAGUCAGCUCAAAUUCAUAUGUGAAUCCUCCCACUCCUCUUCUUCUUCUUCUUCUUCUUCCUCCUCCUCCUCCUUCUCCCACUCUUCUUCUUCUUCUUCCUCCCACUCCUCUUCUUCUUCUUCUUCCUUCUCCUCUUCCUCCUCCCACUCCUCUUCUUCUUCUUCUUCUUCUUCUUCUUCUUCUUCUUCUUCUUCUUCUUCUUCUUCUUCUUCUUCCUCCUCCCACUCCUCUUCCUCUUCUUCCUCCUCCUCCUCCUCCUCCCACUCCUCCUACUCCUCCCACUCUUCUUCCUCCUCCUCCUCUUCCUCCUCCCACUCCUCUUCUUCUUCUUCUUCUUCUUCCUUCUCCUCUUCCUCCUCCCACUCCUCUUCUUCUUCUUCUUCUUCUUCUUCUUCCUCCUCCUCUUCUUCUUCUUCUUCUUCCUUCUCCUCUUCCUCCUCCCACUACUCUUCUUCUUCUUCUUCUUCUUCUUCUUCUUCUUCCUCCUCCUCC
This is a messenger RNA of Penaeus chinensis, 531 nucleotides long. RefSeq lists its product as uncharacterized. The annotation marks the transcript as partial. The transcript has 5 exons. The record is from RefSeq and is a predicted model, not a curated record. Lineage: Eukaryota; Metazoa; Arthropoda; Malacostraca; Decapoda; Penaeidae.